AUGUCCUCGUUCUCCCGUAAUGAUAACCAGCAUCUCAUCAGGCAUGUAUCGAACUCUCUGAUUGUUCGCCAGCUUCAGGCUGUCUUGAAAGCAGAGGGUCAGCCUGCAAGUGGUUUAAAGGCUAUGCUGCAGAAGCGUCUGGUAGCAUAUAUUGAAAGCCUCAUGAACGCCAACGACACCGCAGGAAUCGAUAGAGUUAAGCAACUCAUCUAUCGUUCAGAUUCACCUACACCUAACAGGGGCGCAGCCUCCCCGGCAAGCUUCCCUUCAUCCAACGGUUACGGUUCACCUCCUGUGGUCAAUAUGGGGUCAGGACACUAUCCGGCCUCCGCUGCCGCAGCCGCAGCCGCGGUGCCUCAGCCGUAUCCUCCCCAAAUUAGUUCAAAUAUCACUCGGAUACAUUUCAAAGAGAGCCCUUUUUACACAGUUUUAAAGGCACUUAGCAAUAUCGAACAAUGCCCAGUGAUGAACACCCAUCGCAACACCGUUACGGCCAUAGUUAACUUACCCCCCGCGGAUACGCAACAGCUCACAGAUAAAUCUUACCGUUGUAUGGUAUAUUGCGCAGCUGUUGAUGGCAUAACUCCCUUUACGAAAGAUACAGAAAUAGCUUUUCCGCAUCAAGUUGAACUUCGUGUAAACAACGAGCAAAUCUCAGGGCUUAAUCUUCGCGGACUAAAAAACAAACCUGGAUCUACAAGGCCUGCUGACAUCACCGACUACAUAUUAAACAAGAAGGCAUUAUAUCGUAAUGAAGUUACUCUUACUUAUGCCCUUACCCAAAAAUUUGCGUUUGUAGUGAACCUUGUACAGCAAGAGUCCGUUGAUCAACUUGUUGAGAAACUUCGUGUUGGAGCAUUCAUUGCAAAAGAAACCGUAAUUGCUGACAUGGUCAAAAAGAACGAAGAUUCCGACCUUGUAGCCACAGCUAGUAUUAUGUCUUUAAAAUGUCCACUGUCCACACUUCGCAUCAAUCUUCCUGUCCGCAGUACAUUCUGCAACCAUAUCCAAUGUUUUGAUGGUACAUCCUUUUUGCAAUUGCAGCAGCAAGCCCCGACAUGGAGCUGUCCAACUUGUAACAAAAGUAUCGGAUGGAAGAGUCUUGUGGUUGAUCAAUAUUUCCUCAACAUCUUGAAUAACACACCAAAAGCUGUGGAAUCAGUAACAAUUGAUGUUGAUGGUCGAUGGUCCAUUGCUGCGACGGCGACAAAUUCGCCAAUGCCUGACUCUGAUGAUGAUAAUUACGGCGAUGAGAUUAUUGAGAUAUUGGAUAGUCGUGUCACAAAGAUCAAGGAUGAAGCAACCCCUUCAUCUGUUUCGCCUAUUGCUCAAUCUUCUGGGGAAGUGUCACCACUGACCAGAGGUGGCAGCGGCAAACGGCCAUUUUCUCAAGUUAUUGAUCUUACGCAGAGCGAUGACGAUGACGAACAGCUACACCCCUCAAAACGGACAACCCCGUUCAUAGCACCCGCGAGCAUCAAUUCUGGCAAUGGGAGACUUCCAGGAGUUCCGUAUUAUGAUUCGUUGCCAGGGCUCGACAGCCGAUGA
Molecule: messenger RNA, 1548 nt
Organism: Morchella importuna
Lineage: Eukaryota; Fungi; Ascomycota; Pezizomycetes; Pezizales; Morchellaceae
Exons: 8
Coding region: 1-1548 (515 amino acids)
Biological process (GO): protein sumoylation
Molecular function (GO): SUMO ligase activity; zinc ion binding
Source: RefSeq, a predicted model, not a curated record